This is a messenger RNA of Lichtheimia ornata, 3336 nucleotides long. RefSeq lists its product as uncharacterized. The record is from RefSeq and is a predicted model, not a curated record. Gene Ontology annotation, biological process: regulation of transcription by RNA polymerase II. Gene Ontology annotation, molecular function: structural molecule activity; protein heterodimerization activity. Bases 1 to 3336 code for a protein of 1111 amino acids. NCBI's taxonomy places the organism in Eukaryota, Fungi, Mucoromycota, Mucoromycetes, Mucorales, Lichtheimiaceae. The transcript is spliced from 19 exons. Gene Ontology annotation, cellular component: SAGA complex; SLIK (SAGA-like) complex.
AUGCCACCAGCGCAUCGACAGCCGUUACCUCCUUGGCCACAGCUCUCGUUCGUCAUGGCAAAGGAGAUUCAACAACAUGAAUGGCAUAAAGGAUACUUGACUCCAACAGAAGUACAGCAUUAUGAAUCGGCUAUCGAGUCAUACGGACGAUGGUUUGCAUUUAUCACGGCCUCGCACGAGAAUCUGCAGGAGGUGCCAUUAUCAGAACGCGCCAUGGCAGCCAUGCGUGUACGUGCCAUGCUCACUGAAUACCUUGUGCCACACCUCUUCCAUACCGAUCGGCCGUGUUGUCGCACGUUUCAACUUGAUAUCGACCAACUAUGCGAUACUGCACGCUCUCUCAACUUGCCAGAUGUCCCAAGUCCAGUACCACCACCAGCACAAGAAUUGGAACCACCCGCAGCACCUGCAACACCUAAAGAAGGGGAUGAACCAGCUGUACCAUCAUCAUCUACAAACAUCCGCCCAGAUAUUCCUCUUUCCGACGUCUAUCACACUUUGGAAAAGGAUCAUGCAGCCAUGGUGGAAUUACAAAAGUUGGAGGAAUUCGAAGCACAAGAAGAGAUGAAUGAUGAAGGCAAACAACAACAACAGGAUCAUGCACUUUCGUUGAUCAAUGCAACUGGCAAUUUCAAUCUCAAGUACUUGUUACAAGGCAUUGCUGCAAAUCGAGACAAGACCUCUCUUUCUGAUCGAGAUAUCAAGAACUUGUUGUCUGAUUUCAAGCCCCAACAUCGUACGAAAUGGGCGAAUGAUGAUAAGAUUGGUCAAGAGGAGCUUUAUGAGGCAUGUGAAAAGGUGUUGACGGAUCUAAAGAACUUUACGGACCAUUCAACGCCAUUUCUUAACAAGGUCACUAAACGUGAAGCACCGGAUUACUUUGAAGUGAUCAAGCGCCCAAUGGAUCUCGGCACCGUCACCAAGAAACUCAAAGGAUUGCAAUACAAGUCCAAAAAGGAAUUUGCGGAUGAUCUCUAUCUCAUAUACGAAAAUUGUCUCAUUUACAAUACCAAUCCAGCGAGCGAAUAUCGAAAGCAUGCAAAUGCAAUGCGACGCAAAACGGAUCGAUUGUUGACACGUGUGCCUGAUAUCACCAUCAGGGAUCGAGCAGAGGUGGAGGCUGAGGAAUUUGGUGAUGAAGCAAGCGAGGAUGGUGAUUCAGAGGUACAACGAGUACCAAGGAAGGGCUCUGGAAAAAAGAAGCAAUCACCGCAUUUGGAGCGAAAAGAUGGCAUUGAUCAAUUGCGCUUUGCACGUGAACGAUCGUUGACACGUGAGUCAAGUGCAGCACCCUCAGGCACCGAGGCAACACAAGCAGGCAGCGAUUCAGAAAGCGUCAUCAUGACCCCCAAUGGCCAUGCACCUCAUAAAACGUAUGGUGGCAAGCAUGUCAAAGGAAACCAAACAGGGGAGGUGCCUGAUGAAGAGGAAAAGGAGGAGGAAGUUGAUCUCGAUGGUGAUUUUGCCGAGCUACAAGAUCAAGUUUGGCGUGAUAUGACAAAAAAGACGCGUGCAAAGCUUGGGCUUGAACUCGAGAAGGAAUAUCAAUUUCAAUUUUCGGAUCGACAUGCGAUCGUACGAUCAUCACUCGACAUGGAACGUUUUGCACUUAUGGAGCACUUGCAUCAAAAACCCGAGACAAUCCAAAAGCUUGUAAAAUGUACCCAUGAUCGAUUUUACAAGUGGGCCGAACGCACAGGAUCAGCCAUUACAUUGUACGACGAUGUGGAUCUGGAUUCAAGCGACGAUGAGAAUUUGGAUGUCUUUUUCUCUCGUAAAUUGGCCAAGCCCAACAACAAUGAACAAGACGAUUCCAUGCGUACAGAUUUGUUCUUGCCUGAAUAUCAGAUUGCUAGCGGCUUUCCUGAAAUACACAAUAUGCAAGAGGACACACCUGAAAUGAUGGCACUCGCACGGCGAUCCUCCUUGGAUGACAAUGCAUCGGUCAAACUAGAGCCUGCUGGGUAUACGGAUGUGCCGCUGGACGUGUAUCCAUCCGCCAGAUUCCCCAACCAUGGCCUCAGCAAACAAAUCGAUCGCAAUUUGCAACAAUUACAAAAGAUUCGACUCAUUUAUGCAAAGUGUAAUGCUAUCCGUAAUAAUGCACCUAUAUCAACAUUUACAGCAAUGAUUCCACCUGCCGAUUCAUUAAUAGAGUCUCAAGCAUCAUCUUCAAUGAACGCACUAGUACCAGCUCAGGAUGCCGAUGCCUAUCCACCUCUCAUCAUCAACCGUCAAUCAGGCCUGCAGCUAAUGCAAAGAACGCUUUCAAAAUUACUUGCCCAUGCCGGCUUUGAAGGUGCACAAUCCACUGCUUUGAAUGUUCUCAGUGAGCUGUUUGUCGAUUACCUCUCCAAUGUUGGCAAAACGCUUCGGUCGUAUUGGGAUGAUUACGGUAGACAAAUGAGCAAAGAGGAAAUGUUGAUGCAUGGCUUGUAUGAAAAUGGUGUUGCUGAUAUUGGAGAACUCGAAUCCUACAUCCGAGACGACGUCGAACGCUAUGGACAUCGAUUAGAUGAACUGCAUAGGAAAUUGGAAUCAUCGUAUAAUGACCUAUUAUCUGGACCAACUGAGAAGACGGAGGAUGAAGAAAACAUGCUUCUUGAGGAUGGCACAUUUAUAACGGGCGCUUUUGGUGAAGACCUUGGUGACGAUUACUUUGGAUUCAAAGCGUUGGGCUUAGAUCAGGAAUACAAUGUGGAAGCAUUCAGUAUCCCACCACGGUUAUGGUUUGGAGGAAACAAAGAAAAGGUGCCGAGCAAAACAAUGCUCAACAAGGGUAUGCACAAUGAAGUUGGCUAUGGAGAUGAGCAUCUACUGACGCAUCCUUAUCAUAUAGAACCUCAAUACAAGUAUCCUCCUGCACCACCAUUUACACCUGUGACCUCCGAGAAGCAAAUGAUUGGAUUACUGCAGCCCUUGUUUCAAAAGAAGCUUGCAGAUGCACCCAAUGGACGUCUCACCGAGGAUGAAUACAUCCCCAAUCGUCAACGUGGUCGACCUAGAUACCCUCCUACGAACAAGUUACUGAGUGGUCGAAAGAAGCCAUUGAAAGAUGCGGGAUCAAAUAAUGCAUUGAGUGGUGCAACUGCCGGCGGUGACACAAGAAAAACCAAGCGUAAACGGCCACCAGAAGAGAUACAAGCCAUCAAAGAGGAACGAGAGAAGAAGCGACGACAAAAGAUGGAAGAACGAGCACAACGAGCGGCAGAAAAAGAGGAGAAGCGUAAAUUGCGAGAAGAACUCAAAGAACAAGAACGAUUGGCGAAACAAGAAGCAAAGGAUAAAAAGGCACAAGCAAAGAAACCAAACGCCUCUGGGUCUUCCAAUUCAUGA